Molecule: messenger RNA, 1710 nt
Organism: Esox lucius (northern pike)
Lineage: Eukaryota; Metazoa; Chordata; Actinopteri; Esociformes; Esocidae
Gene: acta2
Product: actin alpha 2, smooth muscle
Exons: 9
Coding region: 152-1285 (377 amino acids)
Source: RefSeq, a predicted model, not a curated record
AGGCGUAAGCACAGGAUGGGGGGCUAGGAACUACAUAAACUCUCCUCAGACCAGUCAGGAGGUACACCCUCCCGGAGCGGCAGACCCCGGCCAAGCACUCUCAGGUGAUUGUUUCCAGUCAGAGUAAGGAAGGUCAAGCAAAGAACCGACAAUGUGUGAUGAUGAAGAGAGCACCGCCCUUGUCUGUGAUAAUGGGUCCGGUCUGUGCAAGGCAGGCUUCGCCGGGGACGACGCCCCCAGAGCAGUGUUCCCCUCCAUUGUGGGCCGUCCCAGACAUCAGGGUGUGAUGGUGGGCAUGGGGCAGAAGGACAGUUAUGUGGGUGAUGAGGCGCAGAGCAAAAGAGGUAUCCUGACCUUGAAGUACCCCAUCGAGCACGGCAUCAUCACAAACUGGGACGACAUGGAAAAGAUCUGGCAUCACUCCUUCUACAACGAGCUUCGCGUGGCCCCGGAGGAGCACCCUACCCUGCUGACAGAGGCCCCCCUCAACCCCAAAGCCAACAGGGAGAAGAUGACCCAGAUCAUGUUCGAGACCUUCAACGUUCCUGCCAUGUACGUAGCCAUCCAGGCCGUGCUGUCCCUUUAUGCCUCCGGUCGCACCACAGGUAUUGUCCUCGACUCCGGUGACGGCGUCACCCACAACGUGCCCAUCUACGAGGGUUACGCCCUGCCCCAUGCCAUCAUGCGUCUGGACCUGGCUGGCCGUGAUCUUACUGACUACCUCAUGAAGAUCUUGACAGAGAGGGGCUACUCAUUUGUCACCACUGCUGAGAGAGAAAUUGUUCGUGAUAUCAAAGAGAAGCUGUGCUACGUGGCUCUGGACUUUGAGAAUGAGAUGGCCACGGCUGCCUCAUCCUCCUCUCUGGAGAAGAGCUACGAGCUUCCUGACGGUCAGGUCAUCACCAUCGGAAACGAGAGGUUCCGCUGCCCUGAGACCCUCUUCCAGCCCUCCUUCAUCGGUAUGGAGUCGGCUGGCAUCCAUGAAACCACUUAUAACAGCAUCAUGAAGUGUGACAUUGACAUCCGUAAGGACUUGUACGCCAACAACGUCCUGUCUGGUGGUACCACCAUGUACCCAGGAAUCGCAGACAGAAUGCAGAAGGAAAUCACAGCUCUGGCACCCAGCACCAUGAAGAUCAAGAUCAUAGCCCCACCCGAGAGGAAGUACUCAGUCUGGAUUGGCGGCUCCAUCCUGGCCUCCCUCUCCACCUUCCAGCAGAUGUGGAUCAGCAAGCAGGAGUACGACGAGGCAGGCCCUUCCAUUGUGCAUCGCAAGUGCUUCUAAACAAGGCCCAGACCCGCCCAACCACUCCUGCCCAAUCUCUGCUCUCGCUCUAUUGCCUGUAAACUGUGAAUGUCUCCCCCCCCAUCCGUGUUUCUGUCUUUGCACUGUCCACCCCCGAGUGAAUGAGUGUGGUGUUUUUUCUUGUUGAAUGAUUAAAGCUUGAAUGUGCAGCUGAUUUAAACUUUGGGAACAUUCCUGGGGGAGUGUAUGAAGACUUCAGCGUUGGCAAUAGAAAGAGGCUGAACAUGUUCCACAGAGCUCACAUUCUCCCUCUUGUGUUCACUUUGUUCUGUACACCAUCCCUGGAGGUGGCCAAGUCUCUGGCACGGCUUAGAUCACUCCUAAGAGCUUCAACCAUCUGACUGUUUGUAAAGACCCAUGUGAACAUAAACACCCCAGGAAGAAAUAAAGCUCUCAUACAAGUA